UCCCAGCAGUUCAGCAGGGCUAUGGCGGUGGCUCAGGGCCAGUAUAAGAGAAGCAGUUGUUAAUUAGAGCAGGGGGAGAGCUGCUGCUGCUGCGGCUGCUGUUGUGAAUACGGGGAUUAUUCAGUUUCCUCUCCUCCUCCCUUUGUUUUUUCAGAAUGUGAAAGUGAAAGAAGCAGCAGUGCUCUUUGCCCAGACAGCCAUUCCGAGCGAACAGGGAUGGGAAAUGGCGCUGGAGAGAAUCUUCCUUCUCUGCUGGAUUUGCUGCAGCUCAGUGUGGAUCCUUUCUACAGAUGCAGUAUUGAAGAUAAAGGACGGGGCUCCCCCUGUUGUUACCCUGGGGCUUGAUGUGAUCCUCCCCUGUACAUUCAGUUUGGAUCAGCCUGUGAAUCUGCAGUACCUUGCAAUACUCUGGACCUUCCAGAACAAAGAAUUCUUCAGGCUUGACAACAAGGGGAAGCAGCCGAACCCAAGAGUGACAUUCAUUGAUGCAGAUGCCAAGAAAGGGAUCGCUUCUCUGCUACUCCACAAUGUCACAGUCUCGGAUGCCGGUGUCUACACUUGUAAAAUUAUCUACAGUCCUGACAUAGAAUCCAAGGACAUAAUGCUGAAAGUUCAAUCUCUUCCUACAGUUGAAGUGUUAGAGAGAUUAACAGAUGAACAAAGUAUGAUCGUCUGCUCAGCGUCACGGUUCUACCCAAAGAAUAUCACUGUGACCAUAAUCCAGGAAGGAAAGGACGUGACCAGUUCUGUAUUGUCCAACUAUCAACAGAAUUUCGAUGGCACAUUCAGUUUGAACAGAUCCCUGACAUUAGAGGACUCUGUGAAACGAAGGGCCAUGUCAUGUAGAGUCCAACAUCAAUCUCUUGCUGAGCCCAUUGAGAAAGCUUUCCUGCUGCUGCAUGGAGUUAAAGAUGAAUCCAAUAACGCUGUUGUGUUCGGAGCUGUCGGUGGCUGUGCGGUGCUUCUUGUUCUUGUGAUCAUCGGAAUAGUUUACUGCAAAUAUAGCAGUAAAAAAGGUGGGGAGAUGUUUAUGGGUGACAUUCAGGGGCCUCCGGUUUGGAUAGAUGGGGAAAAGCUCAGUCUUUACUGUACAACAUCCAACUGUUCUCAGGAUGCCAAAGUCACUUGGAUUGUAAAGGCACAAGAUGGCACAGAGAGUAAAUUCUCAGAGGCUGGUACUGGGGAGGCAGAGGAGGAACAGCCUCUUAUCUCCAGAGAAUAUAUUGUAUCUAAAACCAUCAAGUCACAAAAGAAUGGCCUCUGUGAUUAUUCCAGCACUUUCUGCUUCAUUCCAUCUGUAUCGAGGCACCUUGGCACAUCCAUCUCUUGCAAGUUUCUGUGUGGUAGGAAAACCCAGGAGAAGACCUUCCAGUUUAAGUCUAUUCAAGCCAAACCCAAGUUUAUUGAGCCAAUAAGUAUGAGCCUUUGUGACUCUGGGAAUGUGCAGCUAUUAGCCAUCCUGGAGAGGUUCUACCCUAAGGAGGGAAUCAUGGUCACUUGGAGAUGUAACAAAGAGAAGUCACUAGAGACAAAGGCACCAGUGGAUGAAUUGAUUAUACAUCCGGAUAAUACAUUUACUGUGAGAAGCAAAUAUGAAAUUCCUGGGGAUUGGUUGAAGGAUUCAGACUUUAAAGUUUGUGCCUCAUGGAAACAUGAUUCUAUGGAGAAAGUUGAGUCCAGAGAAGUGAGUGUGAAAGACUUCCCAUGGCACCCGACUAUCGAUGACAUUCCCUUACAAAGUGAGAGAAAGAACAAUAAAUUAAGACUGAGCUGUAAUAUCUCCAAUUACUUCCCUGAUGCACUUACUGUCAGUUGGUUUGGGAAGAAGAAAGGAAGUGAGGAACUGUUUCCUGUAUCUAAAAGUGACAGUUAUGACAUGCAUACGUCCCAGUCCCAAAGGGGCACAAAUCACACAUAUAAGUGCCAAUCAUGUCUGGAUAUCUCAGUACCACAAAGCAUGGAGCAAGAAAUGGAAUAUAUCUGUAGAGUGGAGCACCCAAGCCUGAAGAAACCAAUACAAGGAGGCACUGGGUCAAUACAGAAAUAUGAUUUGACAGAGAAGCCAAAAAGCUUCAUUGUGCAUAACAUUCAGGGGCCACAGAGAUGGCAAGAAGGAGAGAAGGUCACUCUGUAUGGGACUGCCCUGUACUGUAAGAAGGAUGUUCAGGUGACCUGGAUAGUGACUGAGAUGGAUGGGACCAAAUGGGAAAUCCCAGACAUUAGCAAGGAGAAGGAUAAAGAGGAGAAGUCGGGGGCCAAUGAUUAUGUGGCUUGUAGGGAGAGGAGCGAUGAAUCAGACCGUGAGGGACUCAUGGACAUUACCACUUCCUUGAGCUUCACUCCUUCAGUCUCCAGGCACAGAUCCAUGAGCCUCAAAUGCAAGUUUGUCUGUGAUGGGAAAUCCACUGAAAAACUCUUCCAAUAUAAAAAUCUCUAUGCCAAACCCAAGCACUUGAAGCCAAUAAAAUUCUCUCUCCUUGAGAAUGGGGAAGUGCUGUGUUGUCUCAGCUUGCAGCAGUUUUACCCUAAAUCCAUGAAGAUCAGUUGGGGUGCUGGGGUUCCCCCUUCCUAUAACAAGAUGGAGUCAGAUGAGGAAGUGACAGACUCAGGGAUCAUGUAUGAUCUUCUCAGCAAAUGUAGAAUUACAGGGAGGCUUCUCCGAGAUCCUGACUUUACUGUCAAAGCUUCUUGGAAACACGAGUUCAUGAGUGACUGGGAAUCUACCCAACUGUCCAUCAGAGACCCAGGUUUUCCUUGGAAACCAGUAGUCCAGAACAUUCCUGUGCCCAAUCUCUUUGUUAACAAUCCAGUCACACUGAUGUGCCAAGUCUCUAAUAUCUUCCCUGAGUCCAUGACUUUGAAGUGGUUCAGGAGGGAGAAGGAUGGACAGGACUUGUUCCCAGUGUCUCACAGUGAGAAAUACAAGAUCCCAGAGAUUAAAUUGGAGAAGCAAGAAGACAAGACAUUUCAGUGCCGAGCUUGUUUAACCUUCACCCCAACCAUUAGCUCAGAGCAAGGAGCUGAAUUCAUCUGUAGGGUGGAACAUCCAAGCUUAGAGAAAACUGAGGAGAGGAGAACAGGUCCCCUCCAGAUACAAGAGAAGACAUUUAUUUCAGUAGAGGAGAAAAAGUUCAUUGUGAAUGACAUUCAGGGGCCAGACAAAUGGACAAAGGGAAGAGAAGUCACUCUCUAUGCCAUGGCUUCUUACUGCCCCAAAGAUAUAAAGGUGAUAUGGAUUAUAAGGGAGAGAGAUGGAAAAGUGUGGGAGAUCUGUGACACCCCAACAGAGAAAGGCAAGAAGCCAACAGACAAAGGACUCAACAGAUAUGUGGCAACUAGAGAAAGUACUGAUACAUCAGACAAAGAGGGGCUCCUUAAUGUGUCCAGUUCCAUAAGAUUUAUCCCCUCUGUAUCUGUCCACUCUGGGGUGAGUCUCAUGUGCAGAUUUGUCUGUGAUGGAAAGAGCGAGGAGAGAGAAUUUAAGCCCAAAGCCAUUUAUGCUAAACCCAAGCUGUUGGAGCCUAUAAUGCUGGAAUGGUGUAACUCAGAGAAAGUGAAAUACUCCCUGAACCUUGGGGGAUUUUACCCAAAAGACAUGGAAAUCACCUGGACGUCUGGAGUGGGAGAGUCUCAGAAAAAGAAGAAAUCAUCUGACCAAGUGCAGGAGAAUCCCAAAUGGACAUUUAACAUCCAAAGUGACUGCACAAUUAACCAGAAGUUCUUCAAAGAUCCAAAGUUUAAGGUGUGUGUGAGCUGGAAACAUGAAUCCAUGGAAAAUCCACAAUCCAGGGAAUUUUCUCUACAAGAUUUAGGUCACAUUUGGCGGCCAAUAAUGGAAGAAAUUCCCCUCCAUCAGAUACUGGUGGGCCGGCAGGUUUCCCUUCAGUACAAGAUCUCUGGGUAUUUCCCUGAUGCCCUGACUGUCAGUUGGUAUAAGAAGGAGAAGGGGAAGGAAGAGCUGAUUCCUAUUUCCGGGGAAGGGAAGUAUCAGAUCCCAGAUUCCAAUAGCAAGGAGCAGGCGGAUAAGACUCUCACCUAUACAGCAAGUUUGGUUUUCUCUCCAUCACUGAGUGAGGAACAUGGAUCAGAAUUUAUCUGCAGAGUGGAACAUCCCAUUCUACAGAAACCCAUAGAGAAGAGCACUGGCCCAUUGUUUGUCUGGGCUAAACCCAAACCCCUGGGAGAUAUAAAGUCAACCCUCUUUGACUCAGGAGAGGUGAUGUUGUUCUUCAGCCUUGGGAGCUUCUACCCAAAAGAUCUGGAUAUCAGUUGGACCUGUGGGGUGGGAGAUUCUCAGCAAAUACAGGAAUCCACUGACCAACUGCAGGAAAAUCCCAACCUUACAGUCAGUAUCCACAGUGACUGUAGAAUUCCCAGAAAUCUCUUCAACAAGCCAAGGUUUAGAGUCUGUGUGAGAUGGACACAUGGAUCCAUGGGAAAUCCUGAAUCCAGGGAAUUUUCUCUAAAGGAUUUAGCCCAACCCCUGAUGCCCCAGCCUGUGAAUAUCACCCUCUGUUGUGACUCCGGAGAAGUACUUUUCUCUCUGAAGCUCCUGAGUUUUUAUCCCAAGGAGAUCCAGACUGAGUGGCAUCUCAAAACAGGACCAGCUAAAGCUAAAUUAUCAUCGACACCAAGUUUGACCCAGAAUUCUGAUGAGACUUGGAACAUUGAGAGUAACUGCAAAGUGUCAGGAAACAAACUGAGAGAUCCAAAGUCCAGAGUGUCCGUCACCUGGAAACAUGAAACCAUGGAAGGUCCAGAAACAAGAGAAAUAUCAGCUCUAGAUCCAGGUUUCCCUUGGGCCCCAGAAAUUGGGGAGAUAGUGACCCCCAGCCUUGUCCCUGGGGAAGAGGCCACAUUUCAGUGUAAGAUCUCCAGGUGCCUCCCUGCUGCCCUGACAGUCACAUGGUACAGAAAGGAGGAAGGAGACCAGGAGGGGUUCCCCGUGAGUCAUGGAGACAAGUACAAGAUCCCCAAACUCAGAGAGGACUAUAGACAUUUCUCCUGCACUGCCACUUUGUCCUUCACUCCUUCCCCACUCACUGACAAUGGGGUGGAAUUUAUCUGUAUGGUGGAACAUCCCACUCUACAACACAGAAUAUGGAGAGGGACCGGCCCACUGCAAGUGUAGGAGCAAUGGAAUGAAGUCUGUACAGCACAACCGGGAGACGCCGACCAUGACAUGUGGGACCAUGAGCUCAAUGAGGAAGAUAAUCGAAUGGAUACUCAGUAACACUAUGGAGAGAAACUCUGGGACACUGAGGAUUCAGCUUGGCCAGUUUGUGGGAGACUCCAGUGAUUUAUUUAAGUCUGACAGUUGUUGGGCCAUAAUAGAUGAAGGAAUAAUUAAUGACGAGAAGAUAUAAAUGAAGGAGAAGGAUAAGAGGAUGUUCAGUGUAAUACCAACUUACUCUGUAUUUUACCUGUUAUUUACCCAUUAUACCUUUCUACUAAUGUUUCUAUAAAUAUAUUCUGUGUAUUACCAGUUCCAUUGGCUACUCUAUUAAGCCCUACAACCAAUCCCAUUCUUCACUGAGCUAAAUGUUAACUGCCAAUUGGUUGCUAUGGGUUACUAGACGAUUACAUUUAUUUGUUGCAGUGUAAUCACCCCAUUUAUAAUACCGAGCAUCUGUAUUGUUUGUUUUAUAAUAAAAUCUAUAAACGUG
Molecule: messenger RNA, 5666 nt
Organism: Xenopus laevis (African clawed frog)
Lineage: Eukaryota; Metazoa; Chordata; Amphibia; Anura; Pipidae
Exons: 17
Coding region: 224-5131 (1635 amino acids)
Source: RefSeq, a predicted model, not a curated record